CUCUCCACCUCCUCGCAGCCGUCCCGGCCGUUUCACCGCGCGCUUGUUUUUCUCCUCCUCUCCCCCGUCCCGUCCCUUGCCCAAAUCUCUCCCCCUCGCCGCUCCCAAGUCUCCGGAGCCCCCGCGCGCCUCGCCCCUCGGCGCUGCGGCGCUCACCGCUCCCGCAGCUCGCUUGCGCCCUUGCCCCCUGCCGCGCCCCACACUCGGGUCGCCCAGCUUCCCCUCUGCCUUCUACCGCGCCCCCUUCAUCUCUAGCCACCCCCCCCCAAAUCAGGCGAUCUCCGGAGAUGUGAAGGAGGGGGGUUGAGCGGACAGGAAGAUGAAGGGAGCAAAGCUGCCCGCCGCGGGACAGGCGUCUAGGUGAACAAGAAAAUGACCGAAGAAACACACCCGGACGAUGACAGCUAUAUUGUGCGUGUCAAGGCUGUGGUUAUGACCAGAGAUGACUCCAGCGGGGGAUGGUUCCCACAGGAAGGAGGCGGGAUCAGUCGUGUGGGGGUCUGUAAGGUCAUGCACCCAGAAGGCAACGGACGCAGCAGCUUUCUCAUCCACGGGGAAAGACAGAAGGACAAACUGGUGGUAUUGGAAUGCUAUGUAAGAAAAGACUUGGUCUACACCAAAGCCAACCCAACAUUUCAUCAUUGGAAGGUCGACAACAGGAAGUUUGGACUUACUUUCCAAAGCCCUGCUGAUGCUCGAGCCUUUGACAGGGGGGUGAGGAAAGCAAUCGAAGACCUUAUAGAAGGCUCCACAACAUCUUCUUCCACCAUCCAUAAUGAAGCUGAGCUUGGCGAUGAUGACGUUUUUACGACAGCUACAGACAGUUCUUCUAAUUCCUCUCAGAAGAAAGAACAACCUACUCGGACAAUUUCUUCUCCCACGUCUUGUGAGCACCGGAGGAUUUAUACCCUGGGCCACCUCCACGACUCAUACCCCACGGACCACUGUCACCUUGAACAGCCGAUGCCAAGGCCCUACCGGCAGGUGAGCUUCCCCGACGACGACGAGGAGAUCGUGCGCAUCAACCGGGAGAAGAUCUGGAUGACGGGGUACGAGGAUUACCGGCACGCGCCCGUGAGGGCCAAGUACCCGGACCCCUCCGAGGACGCGGACUCCUACGUGCGCUUCGCCAAGGGCGAGGUCCCCAAGCACGACUACAACUACCCCUACGUGGACUCCUCGGACUUCGGCCUGGGCGAGGACCCCAAAGGCCGGGGCAGCGGCGUGAUCAAGACGCAGCCGCCGCGGGGCAAGUCCCGGCGGCGGAAGGAGGACGGCGAGCGCUCGCGGUGCGAGUACUGCAGGGACAUGUUCAACCACGAGGAAAACCGCAGGGGCCACUGUCAGGACGCCCCCGACGCCGUGAGAACUUGCAUCCGCCGGGUGAGCUGUAUGUGGUGUGCGGACAGUAUGCUCUAUCACUGUAUGUCGGACCCCGAGGGAGACUAUACAGACCCGUGCUCGUGCGAUACUAGCGACGAGAAGUUUUGCCUCCGGUGGAUGGCCCUUAUUGCCUUGUCUUUCUUGGCCCCCUGUAUGUGCUGUUACCUGCCCCUGCGGGCCUGCUACAACUGUGGAGUGAUGUGCAGGUGCUGCGGAGGGAAGCACAAAGCGGCGGUAUGACUCAGCUCCCUCCCUCCCGUGCAGGGAGCUGGCUCUCACAUA
Molecule: messenger RNA, 1665 nt
Organism: Talpa occidentalis (Iberian mole)
Lineage: Eukaryota; Metazoa; Chordata; Mammalia; Eulipotyphla; Talpidae
Gene: SPRED2
Product: sprouty related EVH1 domain containing 2
Biological process (GO): multicellular organism development; negative regulation of MAPK cascade
Cellular component (GO): membrane
Molecular function (GO): protein kinase binding
Source: RefSeq, a predicted model, not a curated record